Messenger RNA from Penicillium paradoxum, 2112 nucleotides. RefSeq names its product tyrosine/serine/threonine protein phosphatase PPS1 (gene pps1). The record is from RefSeq and is a predicted model, not a curated record. Gene Ontology annotation, molecular function: protein tyrosine/serine/threonine phosphatase activity. NCBI's taxonomy places the organism in Eukaryota, Fungi, Ascomycota, Eurotiomycetes, Eurotiales, Aspergillaceae. Gene Ontology annotation, biological process: protein dephosphorylation; nuclear DNA replication. Bases 1 to 2112 code for a protein of 703 amino acids. The transcript has 6 exons.
AUGGCCACGGUGUUGGUUCAGCAGCAGGCGCUGCACCACCCGACUCCUCCUUCCUCUCCGAUCCCCUCGGGCUUGGCCGUAAAUCGACGGCCAAGCCCCAUCCCGAAUAAGCACAUUUCCUUAUGCCCACCAGGCCCUGCUCCCCAUUCUCAAUCAACUCCUGUAUCCUCACCCAAUGAUCAACCCUCUUCGCUAUUGUCCCCUCCAGAUGAACAUAUGCGCAUUGGACGACCAUCAUCCCCUGCUGUGUACGCCAUUGAUGGGGCCAAAUUGUCAGCCGCUAUCGACCACCAAGCAUCCCAACCUUUGCCUGACCCGUCCCUCAUGUUCCCUUGGCUCCAUGGAUUGCACCAAGACAAUCAUCUGCAGUUGGGAUUCUUCUCAAGUCGCAAGCGCCAUGCACGUCGUACUCCAAGAUGUUGGAGAGGUAUUACCGUGGUAAAGCUUGGAGGUGACCUCACCAGAUCACGCAUCAAGGGUGCAGUCAGCCCGCAUGAGGUGCUGGCUCCUUCAUCUCGGUUCUUGAUGGCCGAUCCUCCCGAGGGAUUCUCCGUUCGGAAUUUUCAAAUACAAACCGCCAAGUUGGCGGCGAUGUCUGAUAUCGUUAUUUAUGCCGAGGAUGACGAUAGCCAGGGAGCACUUGUCGACCUGGCUAAUCAGUUUGCCUUGGCGCAACAGUCAUGGCGUUUGAAGAUGGAUCCGCUGCAGGAGCGGCCAGCUUACAACACAUUCAUCCUGGCCGACAACUUUUCCGAUGUUGCGGAAAGACAACCCGAGCUCAUUGCUAUUGAUGCAAAGGGUCAACUGACAGGCCAAACUAUGGAUUUUGUCCAAUGGGAGCGAUUGGAAAUGGCUACGAUGUCCCGGCCAUCCGAGAUCUCGUCUAAUGUUUGGCUCGGGUCUACCCCAGACUACUUCCACAAAACUGGAGCUUUUGAGUCAUCAAAGGAAGACACAUAUGACCUUUUGAUCGAAACAUGCGAUAUGGCCGAUAUUCCGGGUCCUCGGUACCUAGCCCUGCUUGAUAAGCAGCUAGAGAGUGGUCCUCAGCGUUUGGAGUUUCCCUCAUCGGGAUCUCUUUUGCUACCGUCGGAAAAUACCCGAGAGGUUGAGGAUAUUAUCAAUACUGUCAGAUGGAUUUAUUACCUCGCACACCCAGAAACCCCUUCGGAAGAACUAGAGUCCGACGAUGUAGAACCCGAGAAUCAUGAAGCGUUAGAAUCGGACGAUGAAGCGAUAGACAUCGACGCAGUGGAACACGAUGCAGAUGGAGAUAUCACAAUCACCGAUUCAGGCGCGAAAUGCAGGAAAAUUCUUAUCCAUUGUCCGGAUGGUUAUACCGAAAGCUCGCUAUUGGCAUUGGCGUACUUCAUGUUCGCAGAAGGUGUGCCUGCCCACGAAGCUUGGCUCCGGCUUCACCGCGAGAAAGGACGCAAUUUCUUCGCAUAUUCUACAGACGUCUCUUUCCUGGUUCACAUUCAAACACGACUCCUGCAAGAAAGCCCCGCAGCACAGUCCUUGGAUCAUUCGGGUCUAUGGGAUCCAUCCUGGUUUCACAGCAUGGAUGGCUCCUUCCCCAGUCGCAUCCUGCCAUAUCUUUAUCUGGGCAAUUUGAAUCACGCGAACAACCCAGACCUUCUGUGGCAGCUUGGAAUCAGGCGUGUGCUCAGUAUUGGCGAGACUGUCAAUUGGAAGGACACGAACAGCACCAGAUUCAGACCUGAACAUGUGAUGUACAUUGACAACGUUCAAGACAACGGCAUUGAUCCUUUGUGUCAGGAAUUUGAGCGUUGUCUUGAUUUUAUUGAACAAGGUUGGCGUCAGGGUACGGCCACGUUCGUUCAUUGUCGGGUCGGUGUUUCUAGAUCUGCCAGCAUUUGCAUUGCCGCAGUCAUGGUUGCCAAAAAGCUCUCUUUUCCCCGUGCAUACUGCUUUGUCCGCGCAAGGCGACUCAACGUGAUAAUCCAGCCUCAUCUGCGGUUUGUCUACGAACUUCUUCAGUGGGAGGAAUACCAGAAGAAAAGACGAGGCGAGCCCAUGAAGCGAGAGCUCGAAUGGACCACUGUUGCGCGUGAGAUAGCUCUGCUCAACAAGCCUUAUUCAAGGCACUAA